Molecule: messenger RNA, 1434 nt
Organism: Sugiyamaella lignohabitans
Lineage: Eukaryota; Fungi; Ascomycota; Dipodascomycetes; Dipodascales; Trichomonascaceae
Gene: CUP9
Product: Cup9p
Exons: 1
Coding region: 1-1434 (477 amino acids)
Biological process (GO): regulation of transcription by RNA polymerase II
Molecular function (GO): RNA polymerase II cis-regulatory region sequence-specific DNA binding; DNA-binding transcription factor activity, RNA polymerase II-specific
Source: RefSeq, a predicted model, not a curated record
AUGAACACAUCAGACCAGACGAAUCGGUCGUCGUUACCUCGGUCGUCAAAUUCUGAUUCUCCUUUAUCUGUGUCCAAUAUGAGCAUGAGCAUUGCCGCUUCGUCUGUCCAGCCUCAAUGGCAAAUGUCUGCCAAUGAUACUCCUGUGUUGCCUCAUGAGCGGUCCAAUAUUCGACUUCCUUCGAUUAAUGAGCUCAUGGCCUCAUUUUCAAACGAACCACAACAGUCAGUUCCUAGAGCAAACUCUUCUAGUUAUUAUUCUCCUGCUGUUAAUGUGAAACCAGAGCCUCAUUCACCUCCGUUUUACACCCAAUCAUCACAGCAGCAACAACAACACCCACCUGCUCAUUCGCAUAUCCCUCUUCAAUCACACCUGUCGCAACCAGAACCACGUUCUGAACAUGCUUCUCUUCCCCAUCCAUCGCAUCCAUACCAACCAUCUCAGCAACCGCAACAACAACAACCUCCUCAAUUGCAACAACCACAUCCCCAUCAGCAACAACAGCAUGGCCAACAACUUCCGCAUGGUCAACAACAGUUGCAACCUCUUCAACAAUCGCAUACCCAGUACCAACAAGGACCCGUGUCCCCAUCUUUAGCAUCCUCCUCCUCUUCCAACAUGGACUCUGCUCCUGCCUAUUCUACCACCUCAUCUGGCCAACCAGGUUCUGAUGGUCAUUCCAACACCUCGAUUCAAAUGUUGUUAGAUGCCUCGUCAUCAGCCGACUCGAGCCAGAAGAAGCGAUCUCACUCUGUGUCUUCUGCUUCCUCUGUCAGCUCUAACUCAAAUAGAAUGCCUCCUACCAGUGGUGGUGCUAUGAACAACAAUAGCACCCCUGGAAACACAUCCAACGGGUCUGCCUCGUCAUCGUCACCACCAUUCUCCAUUUCUCCACCGCCAUUCUCUGCAUCGCCAUACUCACCUCCACUCAAGAGAAGAGGCAAUCUUCCAAGAGCAGUGACUGACAUUCUUCGUAACUGGCUGUCAUCACACCUGCACUAUCCAUACCCCACUGAGCAAGAGAAGAUCGAGCUCAUGAAACAGACCGGAUUGUCUUUGAACCAAGUAUCUAAUUGGUUCAUCAACGCUCGUAGACGAAGAGUUCCUGCUAUUUACAAGCAUUCAGGACUCAUGAACAUGACUGAACGACCUCGCCGAACUGUCAGCGAGUUCAACAUGCGUCACUCACCCCAACAACAGCCCAUGAUGAACCAUCAGCGAUCGGUUUCGCAAAUCCACCACCCUCAACAACCACCACAACCACAACCACAACAACAGCCACCACCACCACCCAUGUCACAACCCACUCCUCCACCACCUCCACCAUCCAUGACAAAUCCCCUGCAACAACAGGCGCCAACUCCAGCGGCCCCUCCCCCCAACCACAUGCACUACUCGUCCCAACCGCAUAUUCCACCACAAUGGAAGCCGUAA